GUAUAAAACGAACAAAAAGAACGACGGCGUUAUGCUGUCUCCUCCGUUCACCACCGCAACACCGUCACUCUUGUAUCCAAGGACCCGUUGGGUACCGACUCUCCUUAGUUCGAAUGUACCAACUAUUUCACCUCUGAUCUUUCAGCGGAUGAUCUGAAAUUGGCGUCCUCAGGUUCUGUUUACGCUUCCGCAGUGCUCACAUUGAGUCCGUGUACAUUACGAGAUUAGGUCAUUGUGCUUCUGUAAUAGCAGUGGAAGAUCACAAUGAAGAUAAAGUCACCAGUCUUCGUGCUCUUCGUAUUGAGCUCUACGUUGGUUCUCAGAUCGGCUGCUAUUCCACUAAAUGAUCUCCUCGGAAUUGCUCCUGAAGAUGAGAAAUAUUACGCGGGAUUAUGGUCUUCAGGAACGAUUAAAUGCAAAGAUGGAUCUAAAACAUUCACAAAGUCACAGCUUAAUGACGACUUUUGUGAUUGCUUUGACGGCACCGAUGAGCCAGGAACAUCAGCAUGUCCUGCUGGGAAAUUCUAUUGCAGAAAUGCUGGACAUAGACCCCUAACUGUAUUUUCUUCUAGAGUAAAUGAUCGUAUCUGUGAUUGCUGUGAUGGAAGUGAUGAGUAUGAUGGUAAAACCAGGUGCAAAAACACCUGUUGGGAAGCUGGAAAAGUUGCAAGAGAUAGAUUAAUGGAAAAGAUUAAAAUAUAUGUGGAGGGUGUUUCCAUUAGAGACAAUGAAGUUGAACAAGCAAAACUAUCAUUCGAACAAGACAAGGAAAACUUGUUGAAGCUCAAGCAUGAGGAGAAAACUCUCAAGGGAAUUGUCCAAAAUCUUAAGGACCACAAGGACCGAAUAGAGAAGGCAGUGAAGAAAGAACGAAUCCAGAAAGAAAAAGAAGAGCAACAGAAGAAGGAAUCUGAAUUGAAGGAACACAAAGGUGAAGAAAAAGUUGAUGUUGCAGAAAAAGAAUCCACAAAAAGUAAGAAAGAUGAUAAAGAUGGGAUUCUUAAUAACUCUCCUUCUGGCCAGAAUCUCAACAAAGACCCUGCUGCUGAUGUGGCACAAAAUGCUCAUACAUCUCAUGACAAUGUACAACAGCAUGCUGCAAAAGAAGAGGAAUCUUCUGAUGUUACACAUGCAACCGAAGACAUUGAUUCGUUAUCAAAGGAAGAUUUGGGUCGUGAAAUCGGUUCACGUUGGACUGGAAAAAAAACUGAGCACCAAAAUCAUGAUGAUGAGACACCUGUUAAUGUCCACAAUGAAGAAAAUAAUGGAGACAAUACAGAAACAGAUGAUGAUGAUGAUGAUGAACAUUAUGAGGAAGAUUUAGAUGACCAUAGGGAUGUUCAAGAAGACACUCAUGAUGAUUCCAGUUCUUCACAUGACUAUGAUCCAGAUGAGUAUGAGGACAUUUCAGAUAUUGAAAGCGCAAGUAGCCCAUCAUUGAUUGAGAAGAUUCAACAAACUGUCCGGAAUUUUCUACUGGCUGUAAAUCCAUUCCAGACUCCAGUAAAUACAUCAGAAGCUGAAAGUGUACAAAAAGAGUAUGAUGAAGCGAGUGAGAAGUUAUCCAAAGUAAAAACAAAGAUAUCUCGCAUCACAAAGAAGCUAGCAAAUGACUUUGGACCAGAGAAGGAAUUCUAUUUGUUACAUGGUCGAUGUUUCGAGACUAAACAGAACAAAUAUGUUUAUAAAGUUUGCCCUUUUAAACAAGCUACCCAGGAGGAAGGAUACAGUACAACCAACUUAGGGAGGUGGGACAAAUUUGUGGAUUCAUACAGUGUGAUGCUCUUUUCCAAUGGUGACAAUUGCUGGAAUGGUCCUGAUAGAAGCUUAAAGGUCAGAUUAAGAUGCGGAUCGAAAGUAGAGCUUUCUGACAUAGACGAACCUAGCCGUUGCGAAUAUGAGGCAAUGUUAACCACCCCAGCUCUUUGCCUAGAAGAAAAACUAAAGGAACUAGAAGAUGAGCUUGAAUUCAUGGACAAGGACAAACUACAAUUUCAUGAUGAGCUUUGAAUCUUUUCGCCUACUUCUUCUACAGGGUAAGUGUUCCUUGAUAAUCAAAAUGACGAAUUAGUCUCACUUUUCAUCAAUUUUUGUAUUGAAAUGUGCUAAAAUAGGAUCAACACUAGACUUUCAUGAAAUAUAUUAUGGAGGUAUAUAUUAUUCAAGAACUUUAAUUUUGCGUCA
Lactuca sativa (garden lettuce) is the source of this 2184-nucleotide messenger RNA. Its product is annotated as glucosidase 2 subunit beta. NCBI's taxonomy places the organism in Eukaryota, Viridiplantae, Streptophyta, Magnoliopsida, Asterales, Asteraceae. Gene Ontology annotation, cellular component: glucosidase II complex. The record is from RefSeq and is a predicted model, not a curated record. Gene Ontology annotation, biological process: N-glycan processing.